This is a messenger RNA of Solenopsis invicta (red fire ant), 1259 nucleotides long. RefSeq names its product probable ribosome production factor 1. The record is from RefSeq and is a predicted model, not a curated record. Gene Ontology annotation, cellular component: nucleolus; preribosome, large subunit precursor. The transcript is spliced from 3 exons. Bases 137 to 1156 code for a protein of 339 amino acids. Gene Ontology annotation, molecular function: rRNA primary transcript binding. Gene Ontology annotation, biological process: maturation of 5.8S rRNA; maturation of LSU-rRNA. Lineage: Eukaryota; Metazoa; Arthropoda; Insecta; Hymenoptera; Formicidae.
UCUCGAAAAAUCGUGGAGGUGGCCUCAGGUUUCUCUCCAGUAAACGUGUGGUAUUUCUAGAAUUGAUAGGUUAGAAUUACAGUUUCUCUCACGUGUUGUCUUGUACGUUUACGAUUUUAAUAAAAAGUUCUACAAGAUGAAGAUUAAAAAUUUGCGAAAGAAUCCUCUGUGUCGGCCCAGAGAAGAAAAUGACGUACCGAAUGAUCAACCGAGUACUUCGACUAAUAAAACUUCCGAAGUUUUGCUGCCGUCUGAUAGUAAUUUUAAUCACAUCAAAUGCAAAGCGGUGAGGUAUCAGAAAUGCCAGGAAUUGAUGAAGGAACGAGCAAAAGCGAAGAAAGCGGCAAAGAAAGUCAGGAUACAGGAGGGUGCUCCGAAACAGGUGCCACAUACUUUAGAGAGUCUACGAGAAAAGGAUGAAACUAUGAUAGUAGGUAGUUUGGAUGAUGAGGCGAAUAAGGAGCUCAAAGUUGAUUGUGAGCAUGACGAAUUUGCUGCUUACUACAGGCAGGAGUAUGAACCUAAGGUCCUCAUUACAUACGCUGAUAAUCCAAACAGAAAAACAAGAAUUUUUGGUAGAGAACUGACGAGAAUUAUUCCUAAUUCUAUUUCACUGUAUAGAAAUCGUUCUGGUGUUAAGAAGAUUGUCAAGAGUGCUACUGCCAGAAACUUUACAGAUGUAGUAAUCGUUAACGAGGAUCAAUGUAAACCAAAUGGCAUGUUGGUCAUUCAUUUGCCAGAUGGCCCUACUGCACACUUCAAGCUCAGUAAUGUCAAAAUAACAACAGAUUUAAAACGUAGCCAUAAAGAGAUUACAGAACACAGACCUGAAGUUAUACUCAAUAACUUCACUACACGCUUAGGCUUUACCAUUGGCAGAAUGCUAGGAGCAUUAUUUCAUUAUCAGCCACAGUUUAAAGGAAGGAGAGUGGUAACAUUUCACAAUCAAAGAGAUUACAUAUUUUUCAGGCAUCACAGAUACGAAUUUAAUCUUCAGGCUAAAAAAGCGAAAUUACGAGAAUUAGGUCCAAGAUUUACUCUGAAGUUAAGAUCGCUGCAACAUGGAACGUUCGACAGUAAAUAUGGCGAUUACGAGUGGAUCAUACAAGGUCGCAGACACGCCAUGGAAACGAGCAGAAGAAAAUUCUUCUUGUAAAUUCUUGUGUUCUAUAUAUCAGAAUUAUGAGGGAAAUAAUUUGUUGAAAAAAAUUAAUCAUAUUUAUAUGCCAAACACGUAAAUAAACUUUUAUUAAUCUUAA